UAUGGAGACCGAGAUGGGGGGGGCUCGUCUGCGCAGGCGCGGGCUCAAAGAGCCGCGUCGCAGCGGCCCCGCUGAGCGUCUAGACCCAGACCCGGGUGCACUGUUCAGACUCCCCGGGAGCGCCAGGAGAGCGGCCGCUCCCAUCCCCCACGCCCUGCAGGUGCGUCGGUCCUCCGGAUCCUGCACCCUAGCAGCGGCGUCCAGGCAACCUAGGCUGUCAGGGACAAAAGGCAGCAAUCCCGGCCAGUCAGAAGAUCUGACACGUAAGUCAUUAGACUCCACUGGGCAGCGCCAUGGCCAUGAACCUUUUGCAAGAUUGGUGCAAGGAGCUGGCGGUGGAGGUGCACAGGGCCCUGCUGGUCAGCGGCAUCCCCGAACGCCUACAGCAGGCGGACAUCGAGGCCACCCUGCGUCAGAACUUGCAAACCCUGGGCGGCUUCAGGCUUCGGACUGUGAGAGCUGUGACCAAGGAGAAGGCCCAGGCUGCCCUGGUGGAGUUUGGGGAGGAUAUUGAUCACUCUGCCAUCCCCAGCGAGAUUCGGGGAGAUCAUGGGGUCUGGAGGGUUCUGAGCAAGGACCGGGGGCAGGAUGCACGGGUCCUCAGGCAGAUGAGGCGCCUGUUGCUGGAUGAAAGGCCCAUGGAUGACUUUAGAGAAAUAGCCAUCCCUCUGGUUUUGGAGGCCCAGGCCCAGGCCCAGGGGUUGGGGAAGGAUGCCAAGAAGGCUGGCCCCUUUGAAGGGGCUCCCAAGAAUGGCCGUAGGGGCCGUAGAGGAGGCAAGCACCGAUCUAGAAGCCACAGGUUGGCCCAAAAGGGUAAGAAGAGGGGCCGGGGAGGGCGUCGAGCCAGGAGCCAGUCUGAAGACUCUUCGGAUGACAGCCUGGGGAUCGUGAUAGAAGAGAUCUAUGCUGAUGACCUGAGUGUAGAUGAGGAUCAGAGGGCCCUGUAUGCCACGCUUCAAGCGGCUGCCAAGGAGCUCACCAAGAAGUGGGGCGACCAGGAUGAAGGUGAUGGACCCCGAGAGUUUUUGGCUCUGGUCACUGUCACGGACAAAGCUAAGAAGGAGGAGAUAGAAAAACACCUUCCUGGGACAGAGUCCAUCUGCUUAAAUGUCAAAGAUGAAAAGAGCAGUGUCCCCGAUUUAGUGGCGCUCCUGGCUGUGAGAGACACCCCAGCCUUUGAGAUAGAUAGUGAGGAGGAUUCAGAGACUGAGUCAUUGGAAGACGAAGAGCUAGAAAAAGAGGGGGUGGACAACCCAGAGUUUGUGGCCAUCGUGGCUUACACUGACCCCUCUGACCCCUCAGCUCGGGAAGAGAUGCUAAAAAUCGCUUCUGUCAUCGAGACCCUGGGCUGGAGUGAUAAAAAAGACAAAAAAGAUAUUCUUCCCCAAGUCUUAUCUGUCAUGGCCAAGGACACAUCCGGAACCCGAGUCAAGGUGGAGGAAGCAGGCCGCCAGGUGGAUGCCAUGGUGCUGAGGAAGGCAGAGGAAGAUGGGAACCUUCUCGAAUGCAUUUCUACCUUGGCCGAAGCAGAGAACUGUCCUAAGGGAAAGAAGUCUGGACUGGGCCUCCUCAGAGGCUGGAGUGCGGAGGGUCACCAGGGUGGCCUCCUGGAGCUGGUGGCCCUCUUGGCUGCGCAAGACAUGGUGGAUUCGGUGAGGGAGGAAGAAGCCAGCAGGUGGGGUGGUGGCGGUAGCGGUGGCGGCGGCGGCGGCAGGAAGUGUGACCACAGCCAAGGCGGUUUAUCCGAGGUCCUGGCUUUCCUGGCCUCGCAAGAGAAUCUAGAAUCCAACGAGGAAUCGGAGGAGGGCUCGGAUGCAGAGUCUGAGGAGGAGUCCGAGGACACCGACAGCGAGGAGUCAGAGCCUGAUGGUAGCGCAUCCAAGAAGCCCCGGGCCAAGAGGGCGCGCACCGGCUCCAAGAGCCUUCCUCCGGCCGGCUCAGCCGCGGUCCCCACCGCAUCCCGGGCACGCAAAACCCGAAGGGGUGGCCGAGGCCGCGGCCGGGGCGUCACUCCAGAGAAGAAAGCCGGGAGUGGAGUUUCCACCGAGGAACACGCGGGGAACAAGAAGAAGAAGGGAUCCACAGGCACCGGGCCCCGUGCCAGGGCCGGCGAAGCCAAGGGACAGCCAGCAGCUGUCCCCAAGUCUACCCGCGGGAAGAAAGCGCGUCGGGGUCCCAGGCGGUCCCCCAAAUGCCGUUAGUGCUUCAGAUGUCGUGGCAAGCCCUAUCUCAUGUGUGGCUCCUCCUAUCCCUUCUUUCUCUCGCAUUCUCUCUUCUCCCUGUGUAACCUCUCCCUGAACCGCGUGCGUUUGCGUUGUGUAUUGCUGCGCCCCUGGCCCGGCAUGGUGGGCGCCCAGCUUUCCCUCUUAGUUCCCUGAGCAGAUGGUGUGAGCGAUGGUGAUGGCCGAAGCCUUGAUACCACAAGGAAAAGAGACAGAAACUCGGAUGGUGCGGACGAGGCAUGGGCCUGGAGUUCACGGAAGGGGCUCAGCUUGGUGACCUCCAGAGCUCUGUGGCGUGAGUGCGUGGGGUUUUGAUACUGGUGCACUGGUACCUGCCCACCUGCUUCUGGCCAGCAUCUGGGAUCUACUGUGAGCCGCCCUUAGUCUGACUGGGCCUGGGGGUGAGGCCGGAAGGUGUCUGGGCCCCAGUUGAGUUUGGAAGGGCUAAAGGCCCAGAGAGAGAGAGAGAGAGAGAGAGAGAGAGAGAGAGAGAGAGAG
Messenger RNA from Nannospalax galili (Upper Galilee mountains blind mole rat), 2720 nucleotides. It is a transcript of the gene Pnma8b, whose product is annotated as PNMA family member 8B. The coding region runs from base 294 to 2201 and encodes 635 amino acids. Lineage: Eukaryota; Metazoa; Chordata; Mammalia; Rodentia; Spalacidae. The transcript is spliced from 2 exons. The record is from RefSeq and is a predicted model, not a curated record.